CAGAGGACACUGAAUUCCUUCCCAGGUCCCUGGAGCACUGUUUCUGUGGGUUGUCACCAAGUCUGUCCUGGAGGAGCAGCUCCUUAAGAAACAGGCCAUAAGGCGGAGGGACUGCGAUGUCUGGCAGAGAACUGGAACCAGCAAGGUACUACGUGGGUGUGGACGUUGGAACAGGCAGUGUCCGUGCGGCUCUGGUGGACCAGAGCGGCAUCAUUUUGGCUUUUGCAGACCAGCCCAUUAAGAAGUGGGAGCCCCAGUUCGACCACCACGAGCAGUCCUCCGAGGACAUCUGGGCUGCGUGCUGUGCUGUCACAAAGAAAGUUGUACAAGGGAUCGAUUUAAACCAAAUCCGAGGACUUGGGUUUGAUGCCACGUGUUCUCUGGUUAUCCUGGAUAAGCAGUUUCGCCCUCUACCAGUGAACCAUGAAGGGGAUUCCCAUCGAAAUAUCAUCAUGUGGCUGGACCACCGAGCUGUCAGUCAGGUCCACAGGAUAAACGCAACCCGGCACAGCGUCCUGCGGUACAUCGGGGGCGUGAUGUCGGUGGAAAUGCAGGCCCCGAAGCUGCUGUGGCUGAAAGAGAACUUGAGAGAGACUUGCUGGGAUAAGGCGGGACAUUUCUUUGAUCUCCCGGACUUCUUAUCGUGGAAAGCAACAGGUGUCACAGCACGGUCUCUCUGCUCCUUGGUGUGCAAGUGGACCUACUCAGCAGAGAAAGGCUGGGAUGACAGUUUCUGGAAGAUGGUUGGUUUGGAAGACAUUGUUGCAGAUAAUUAUAACAAAAUAGGAAACCAAGUGCUGCCUCCUGGAGCUGCUCUCGGAAAUGGGCUCACACCAGAGGCAGCCAGAGACCUCGGCCUUCCCGUGGGGACUGCAGUGGCAGCUUCACUCAUUGAUGCCCAUGCGGGAGGACUAGGAGUGAUUGGGGCAGAUGUGAGAGGGCACGGCCUCGUCUGUGAGGGACAGCCUGUGACGUCACGGCUGGCUGUCAUCUGUGGAACAUCUUCUUGUCACAUGGGGAUCAGCAAAGACCCGAUUUUUGUGCCAGGCGUCUGGGGGCCUUAUUUUUCAGCCAUGGUGCCUGGUUUCUGGCUGAAUGAAGGUGGUCAGAGCAUUACUGGAAAAUUGAUAGACCACAUGGUACAGGGCCAUGCUGCCUUCUCUGAACUCCAAGCCAAGGCCACAGCCAGAUGCCAGAGCGUAUAUGCGUAUUUGAACAGUCACCUGGAUCUGAUUAAGAAGGCCCAGCCUGUGGGUUUCCUCACUGUUGAUUUACAUGUUUGGCCAGAUUUCCAUGGCAACCGGUCUCCCUUAGCAGAUCUGACACUAAAGGGCAUGGUCACAGGAUUGAAACUGUCUCAGGACCUCGAUGAUCUUGCCAUCCUCUACCUGGCCACAGUUCAAGCCAUUGCUUUUGGGACCCGCUUCAUCAUAGAGGCCAUGGAGGCAGCAGGCCAUUCUAUCAGCACUCUUUUCUUGUGUGGAGGCCUGAGCAAGAACCCCCUUUUCGUGCAAAUGCAUGCAGAUAUUACUGGCAUGCCUGUGGUCCUGUCACAAGAAGUGGAAUCUGUUCUUGUGGGUGCUGCUAUUCUGGGUGCCUGUGCCUCGGGGGAUUUCGCUUCUGUGCAGGACAAGGGAUUUCUUUCUUGAACUUUCCCCCAUACACAGUGUACUGGGAGCUGAGAAGAGAGAAAACACAACGCUUGUACACCAGUCUGUGUGAAUCAGAAGCCCGGCACCACACGAGAGGAGGAAAGAAAGGGGAAGGGGGCAAUGUGCAGCUCCUACUGACCAGAGCGUCCCUCAGCCAAGCCUGGAUCUGUGAGGGAGCAAGCCCAGGGCCAGGCGGUUAUAGAACUCGUGCGAAUUCACACCACGUACAAAUGAAGAGGGAGGCGGGCCCAGAACCCAGGUCUCCUGACUCUUUGCUCUGAAUUAGUCAAGUCAAAUAAGCCCCCUCCAUUCAAAAAGAAGAACCUUCAAGAACAUUAAUUUUGAACCCAUCUCAAAGCUACACUAAUGGUAAUGGUCACUGAAAAAACAUGUGCUUACGGAAUCUCCCAGCUGAACACACAAAGACAUGGGUCCCUGAGGAGCAGUGUAAGCGUUGUCUAAGGGUUCUGUGCUGGGGAGAUCACCAAAAUCAUAACAUACGAAUAGAGGGGCAUAUGGAAGAAAUCAGCAGUGCCCUCUCCUUCCCAUGUGUAAACUCGGCCUUCGCCUAAAGUCACUAAGUAAACACAGAUGCAGCCAAACCAGGCACCAGAUGGCAGACGAGAAUGAGAGUAAAAGGUAAAUCUUUUGGUAUUUAUUCAAAGAUGGAGGCGGGGGAGCUGGUCCAACAUACUGUGGUUUCCCCAGAAUGGCCACCUGGAGUCACCAAGUUCCAAAAGUGACCAAAAAGACAGAACAAAACUACAGUAACCAUGAUUGGGAAGAUGUAGGAAACCAUUCUCGUCUCCUGAGAAAUGGAAUCCAACGUCAGAAGAAAGUGGUAAUUCUGGGAUAAAAGAAAUAGUUAAAUCUAAGUAGAAAGACCAGGGACAGACAGGACAGGGGCGAGGAUCAGCUCUUGCUGAGCGCUCACUUGUGCCAAGAGAUUUGUAUUCAUGGUCUCAUUUAAUCCUUACAACCACCCAUUAUAGAUUGGUCAGAUUUUAUAAAUGAGGAAAUUUCAUAAAUGGGUCAAGAGAGAUUAGGCCCAAGUCAUGGUGCAGGAAUGCUGUCCCAGCUGUUGCCAGUGCUUCUGGGCGCCACUCUCUUGUCCUGUUGUUGGGCUGUGUCCUGUUUGAUAACAUGAUCCCCAGAAGAUUCUUAUUUCCCCCUAAGCUCUCAUCAUGUGCCAAGCCCCUGAGAAUGCCAACAGGUUGUGCCUAAGUACCCGAAACUCGGGGGACGCCAAGCACACUUUCUCUGCCAUUUGUACCCAAACCACAGGGCCUACGCAAGAAGGUCCCCGGUCAGUUACUGCCUUGGGAAGGGGGGGAACAGAGCACUCCUGAGGACUUGAUUCCCCUCCUGUUUCACAAAGACACUCUUGCAUAUUCCUCCUCUAUGUCUUAGCUGGCACAUUUGCAGUAGUCACCAGUGAAGAAAAUGCCCAAGGGUUCUCUGUGAAUCCUUGCUUUUUCAUUGUGCGUG
This is a messenger RNA of Otolemur garnettii (small-eared galago), 3140 nucleotides long. It is a transcript of the gene FGGY, whose product is annotated as FGGY carbohydrate kinase domain containing. Gene Ontology annotation, biological process: carbohydrate metabolic process. The transcript has 15 exons. Gene Ontology annotation, molecular function: kinase activity; phosphotransferase activity, alcohol group as acceptor. Bases 117 to 1649 code for a protein of 510 amino acids. The record is from RefSeq and is a predicted model, not a curated record. NCBI's taxonomy places the organism in Eukaryota, Metazoa, Chordata, Mammalia, Primates, Galagidae.